Messenger RNA from Microdochium trichocladiopsis, 1769 nucleotides. RefSeq lists its product as uncharacterized. The coding region runs from base 300 to 1763 and encodes 487 amino acids. The record is from RefSeq and is a predicted model, not a curated record. The transcript has a single exon. Lineage: Eukaryota; Fungi; Ascomycota; Sordariomycetes; Xylariales; Microdochiaceae.
CGUCAUCUCAAUGCCUUGAUUGACCUCCGCCUCAUUCUCCCUCCUGGCUGGCAGGAAGGCUGUCAACAUUACCAGCAACCAUCUACCUGCCCCUACCACGACGAGCCGGUCGACGACUUAGCUACACCUGCCCCCGACAGCGGCUUGCGACAACAACGCAGCGGUCUGCCAGGAGCUUCCCUUCCGCAUCUACAAUGGCAUCCACGUCAUAGCAAGCCUCGCGACAACCUUGUAGACCACACCAUGAGCCUGCCUGGACCGGCCCUCGAAGGCGGACAGCAGUGGCACGUUCUCCCAUCAUGUCGACCACGCACCUCAUUUUCCGCAUCGUCUACAACUCCAUCUACGUCGUCCUCUGCAUCCUCACGGCCGCGCUCCUGCUAGUCGUCCCUGGCGACAUCGCCGUCCAGGCCAUCUUCAUCAGCCAGUCCUGGAUCAACGUCGUCAUCCUCGGCAUCGUCCUCGCCCUCGCGCUCCUCAUCAUUCUUUUCGUCUAUGUCACACGUCUGUUCAUCACCCGCAUGGCCCUCGCCGCCAUCCCUCGGGCCUGGAUACCCAUAGAAAAGGGCGAUGUCUCCAAGAACGUGCGCGAGCUCAUUCUUGACGACCUCAAGCGCAGCGCAUUAAUUGCCUGGACCGCUCGUCCCAAGGUCACCUCAUUGCUAGACCAGCCCGUCGUCGAGAGCGAAUCUCAACAUGAAGGGGCUGAGCUACAGGCUGCGAGCACUGCCGAGAAGUCCUCACUACCAGGACUCAAGUCAUUUCAGGCCUUGCGUGCCAGCAAGAGCAAGAGCAAGACCAUCGACAAACCCCCGGAAAUCACCGUCCAUACAGCUUCGCAGCCUGUCUGGGGCCACAUUGAGCAUAACGGUUGGGGUUCUCCCAACCUGCCGGACCUUCCGAAUCUUCAAUACAGCGCUGUGCUCGCGGAACUACCCAACCUCGUCGAGGCGCAGGCUAUUCGUCUGGCUCGGGCCAGUAUCGACAGCACAGACGACCUACCAUUGUUCGAUGAAGAUACCCUCAAAAGUUUGGCGCUUCAGCACUACAUGUCGAUGCGCACCUAUGUCGGUCAUCUGACGAGCCUUGGUGUCCUUCGUGACUCUCAAAUAACUGUAGAGUUCCUUGAAAUCUACGAAAAGGCACGCUUCUCGGCCCAGCCCAUGUCUGAGGACACUUUCCGACGACUCAUGCAUCUCUUUGCGGAGCUUCUGCGUAACAUGCAGCCAAUGCAGACCUCGAUUUUCCGCGCCUCGUCUGACAUUGACGAUUACGAAGGAGAGGACUACGAGGAUUCGGAGGACGGACACAUUGACGACGAUGCGCCACAAGAUACCACGCCAACAACCCCGGCUCGUAGUGUUGCACGGUCGCGCAGCAUGAGGAGCUAUCAGAGCAGCAUGCAGUCUCGGACUGGCUCGAACCACUUGGCUGUCGGGAGCUACUACUCGGCUCACACAAGCUCUCGCCCGCAGCAGUCUCGGCGGCAGCAGCAACAAUCCUUCCGCACAGCUCCAACAACACCAAGGAGCAGACUCGACCGCGCAUCGUCCAAUCGCUCAAGCAGUACCGCAUCACAGAUCGAGCGUAACUUCGCGCAGACCAAGAAGCCUUACACCGCGAGCCAGUUUUCUAGCAGCAGCAAUGCCAGCCUGCGGUCCGGCGGCAGUGGUUCACAAGGGUCUGUGAUCAGGCUAGCCACUGCAGGCGACGAUAGCGAGCUCCCAUAUGUGCUCACGCCGGUGCAUUCGUAUACGUAUUGAAGACGG